UAUGUUAAUGUGUUGCCAAAAACAACCAUUAUCUAAGGAAAUGAACGAUUUUCUAUUAUAAAAAUUUCCAGAAUUUCAGAGUCCAAAUUAGAUAGUCAUUACUUCAAAUCCAGAAACCUUCUCCAUCAAAUAUAAUAUAAACAAGAAAAUUUGUUAAAAAUACAAGAUAAACACUAUCGAUUAAUUAGCUAACAAAUAAAAUGUCUAAAAAAUGAUUAUGACUGAGUUGGAGGUCGAAUAGUUUCAAUUAUCUUACAAUUACAGAAAUAUUCAAAAAGAUAAAUUAUCAGCACUUGCCUAUGGUAAUAAUGGGUACACAUUUUGUUUAGAUCUACAACAAUAAUUAAGUAAUGGUAGUAAUGUUUUAGUGAUUGGGGAAAAAGGUAAAGGCAAAUCUACUUUGAUUAAUGCUGUUGGAAAUUCUCUUCUCGUAGAUUACGCGGAUAGAUAUAGAUAUCAUAUAUCAGAAUAUGAUUUUAAUGGAUAUUUAUAAGAGUGCGAUGUGUGGGUACAAAAUGUAAAAUUUAAAUUUUUGGAAGUACUUGGUUAUGAAUAAAACCUUUUAAAAAAUCAAUAGAUUAUGUUUUAGACAUAUGAGUAUCUGAGAGACAAAAACCUUUAAAUAGAUUGUAUACUUAUUUGUAGAAGAUUUGGAAAUUAGCCUUUAAACACAAUAGAAAAAUAGAUAAUAUGCCAUUUGGCUGAAGUUUUUGGAUAAUAAUAUAUAAAAAAAUGUUUUUUAGUGAAUACAAAUUAUGAUCUUGGAGAUGAAAAGCCUAUUCUGAAUUAAUUGCAAGGGGAUUUAAAUAGGAUAAAUCAAAUUUAUGAUUAAAUGCCAAACCCAAAAAUACUAUUUGUUAAUUCCUAAAUAACACCGUUUGAAGGGAAUGCAGGAGCACAUCGUUUUGAGACUGUCAAAGUAGCCAAAAAUGCAAUCACUAAUCUUAUUAAUACUAAUCCUGAAAGAAUAGCUAUUAUCAAUCCUGAUGCAUUUUAAUAUAGAAGAUAAACAGAAAAUUCAAUGAAAUAAACAAAGGACUAGAUUAAAGCCAGUUUGGUUUAAUUGUUGCCAUGUUUAGAAAACUAUUUCUAAAUCAGUGAAGUCGAUCCAAAAGAUGAUUUAUUCUAUGCCAAUUCAAUAUUUUGGAGUACUCUGAAAAAUGAUGAAAGGGAAAGAGAUAACAAGGUAUUAAGUGAAAUCUUAGAAGAAAUAAUUUUACCUGAUUCUAUAUUAACCGAAAUCGAAAUAUAAUUUUAAAACUCUGGAUUACUUAGUUCUCUAACAAUGGAUCUUGAUAGAUAAAGAAGAAGAAGAAAUGAAGCAACUUACUUAUAAUAAUUCAUGUUUUUAAGGACAAAAUUAAAUAUUGAAAAAACUAGGUGGUUAUAAAACAUUAUUGAAUUAGCUGAUUAGUACAUCAACGAAUAGAGACAAUUUUUACAGGAAACCUAUGUUUAUUUAGAAGAGACAAGAGAAUAGCUAAUUACUAACAAUAUGAAUAAUUAAUUGAAAUUAUAUUUACAAUAGGAUUAGGGUUUUGAAAAUCAAGAAUUAAAGCAAGAAUUUGAGGAUAUUAGAUAAAGAUUGUUUUUGCCGAAUUCAAAUUUUUUUGCAACAUAGAUCAUUGCAUUAUGA
Molecule: messenger RNA, 1636 nt
Organism: Paramecium octaurelia
Lineage: Eukaryota; Ciliophora; Oligohymenophorea; Peniculida; Parameciidae
Source: the annotation of a GenBank genome assembly